This is a messenger RNA of Closterium sp. Naga37s-1, 513 nucleotides long. The record is from the annotation of a GenBank genome assembly. Lineage: Eukaryota; Viridiplantae; Streptophyta; Zygnematophyceae; Desmidiales; Closteriaceae.
AUGCUCAUGCUGGGGUGCGUGUGGGUGGCACACGCUCAAGCUGGGGUGCGUGUGGGUGGCACACGCUCAAGCUGGAGCGCGUGCGUGUGGGUGGCACACGCUCAAGCUGGGGUGCGUGCGGAUGGCACACGCUCAAGCUGGGGUGCGUGUGGGUGGCACACGCUCAGGCUGGGCGCUGCUGCUCAUAGCGGCGCCCCAACACUGAUAGCGCUGCUUCCCCUGUCAUCUAUCCCCCGCAAGCCCCACUCCUCUCUCGCACUCUCUUGCCCUCUCUCCCCCCACUACGCCUCGCCCCCCGCACCCUCGCUCCCACCCACCAGCUUCAAGAUCUUUGGGCCCAUACUGAUAGUGGCGGCGGCGGUGCUGGUGCCGGUGAACUACCUGGGAGGGGGGCUGCAGCAGCAGGCGCAGAGCGACCCUGACCUCACGUACAGCGACAUUGACAUGCUCUCCAUCGCCAACAUCCCCAACCAGUCGUCUCUGUGCGUGCAGUGCACUCACUGCCCCCUGUAG